This is a messenger RNA of Acanthosepion pharaonis, 585 nucleotides long. The record is from the annotation of a GenBank genome assembly. NCBI's taxonomy places the organism in Eukaryota, Metazoa, Mollusca, Cephalopoda, Sepiida, Sepiidae.
AUGUCCAUGAUGACUGUAUUGGUUCCUCGCUUCGCCACAGUUGCUCUCCGGUCCACAUGUCGAGUUCUCCAUUAUGUACGACCGUCCAAGGCCGGGUAUAAAUACCAAACAUCACAUACCAGGAAUUUCCUUGCUACGCAACCCAAACUAAAAAAAGACAAGAUCACAGUGUACUUUAUUGAUCGAGAUGGGGAUCAAAUUGCUGCCCCUGCGGCUGUAGGAGAAUCUUUACUAGACGUGGCGCUAAACAAUAGCAUAGAACUUGAAGAGGGUGAAAAAACUGCCACAGAAGCCAAAGUAAACAGCACCCUAUUGGAUGUGGUCAUUGAUAAUGACCUUGACAUUGCUGGCUUUGGUGCCUGUGAAGGAACAAUGGCUUGUUCUACAUGUCAUUUGAUUUUACCAAAAGACUUCUACAACAAAUUACCUUGUCCCCCGUCUGAUGAAGAGCAGGACAUAUUAGAUAUGGCAUUUGGAUUAACAGACACGUCACGCCUUGGCUGUCAGGUUUAUGUUACUGAAGACAUGGAUGGCUUAGAAGUGAAAAUACCAGUUGAAACAUCAGAUGUAAGAAACAUUUCUUAG